GAUGCAUGCGGGUAAAUAUAAAUAGUUGGGAGGCGGUCUUUUUCGUAUUUGUCGCGGUUGCCCCUCUGCUUAUCUGGAGACUGCGCUGGACCCUCACUCCUCUCUUCUUCCUCCUUUUCCUAUUGCAUGGUUUUGGUGUUAGGAGGCAAUGCAGAAUAAUUCAUCAAAGAACAAAUGUUCAUCUGCAUCUCACCAGCAGAUGGUGGACAAUGCCAAGAACCGGCUAAAUUUUCUCCAAGAUCAGUUCACUGAUCUUCAAGCAGCUAGGAAGGAAGGUCGAGCCGGUGAUGUUGCAGUGUUAGAGGAGCAAGUUUAUCAGAAUCUUCGUGAGUGGAAAGCUGAGCUCUGCACACCAUCCCCGGCCUCUUCUUUAUUGGGUAGUCUUGGAUCAUUCUCUGAUGAUAUAAACCGAUUGUUGCAACUGUACGAGGAGGAAGAUGAUGCCACUAGUCCAUUAAAGGAGCCAGCUGUGCUGAAGCCUGAGAUUGAUGAUCAAAGCCUAAAUCCCAGUACUUUACCUGUAAUUCCCGAGGACUAUUUUGUGACUCAUGAGCCACAAGAACAAUCAUUUCAAGGGUUUGAUUUAUGCAAAGUUUCUACCUCGGCUAAUGCUGACAUAAAUUAUCAAUUGGAUUAUCAUCCAUUUGAUUUACAACAAGAUUUUGACCAUGAGCAUCUCCUCGAUGCCAAUGGCACUGAAGAUUAUGUGAAGGAUGCUAACUCCAACAUGCUGCCAAAUAUCUCUCCUCCACCAUCUGCUUUCAUGGGUCCGAAGUGUGCACUGUGGGAUUGUACAAGGCCUGCUCAAGGAUCUGACUGGUUUCAGGACUACUGUAGCAGUUUUCAUGCUACCCUAGCUCUGAAUGAAGACCCCCCUGGCACAACUCCCAUUCUACGCCCUGGUGGAAUUAGUUUAAAGGAUAAUUUACUACUUGAUGCAGUUCGAGCAAAGGCACAGGGUAAGAAUGUUGGCAUCCCUCAAUGUGAAGGAGCCGCUACCAUGAAAUCUCCUUGGAAUGCUACUGAGCUAUUUGAUCUUUCUUUACUCGAGGGUGAAAUAAUCAGGGAGUGGCUCUUCUUUGAUAAGCCUAGGAGGGCAUUUGAGAGUGGAAACAGAAAGCAAAGGUCAUUACCAGAUUACUCUGGACGUGGUUGGCAUGAAUCGAGGAAGCAGGUGAUGAAGGAAUUUGCAGGCCAAAAGAGGUCAUACUACAUGGACCCGCAACCUUCUGGCAAAUAUGAAUGGCACUUGUUCGAAUAUGAGAUAUAUGGUUGUGAUGCUUUUGCUUUAUAUAGACUGGAGCUGAAGCUUGCGAAUCAAAAGAAGAGUCCCAAAGCAAAAGUUCCAAAGGAUUCGCUUGCUGAUCUACAGAAGAAAAUGGGAAGGCUCACUGCUGAAGUCCCUGGAGAUGACAAACCUCCUGGUAAGGGCAAGACAAAGGCAAACAAGAAAGCGGCCAUGGCUGCUGCUGCAGCGGCAAAUGUUAAUUCUGCUCAAGAUUAGAUGAGCGGUAAGACUGACGAGGUGAAUUAUGGUUAUAAUGUUUCUGAAAGAAGAAAAUUGACUAGUUGUGCAUUUGGCAUCCAGUGUUAUUCUGCAUCAAGCUUUGCUGUAGUUGGUCUAUAGAUAGAGACCAAAGAUUGCAGUGUCAUUUUCUUAAAAGAACUUUUUUUCCUUUAUUCCUUCAGUUGCUGCUUGCUGGCUUUUUUACUGCUUAUAUGGUGUUUAUGUACAGUUAGAGUAAGCGGAAACCUUUAUUAUAUUAAACUGGGGAGGGAGGUAAAUGGUAAAUUGUAGAUGAAGAAAAUUUUAUGUAGGGAAACAUGUUAAUUUCUCCCUAAUAUUUGAUGCAGUUUAUUAUUAAUCCAAAGCAGUGGAUUGUUUUCUCUCA
Messenger RNA from Gossypium raimondii (Peruvian cotton), 1892 nucleotides. RefSeq names its product transcription factor VOZ1. The coding region runs from base 149 to 1504 and encodes 451 amino acids. Gene Ontology annotation, biological process: regulation of DNA-templated transcription; positive regulation of long-day photoperiodism, flowering. The record is from RefSeq and is a predicted model, not a curated record. Lineage: Eukaryota; Viridiplantae; Streptophyta; Magnoliopsida; Malvales; Malvaceae. The transcript is spliced from 5 exons.